Molecule: messenger RNA, 691 nt
Organism: Plasmopara halstedii
Lineage: Eukaryota; Oomycota; Peronosporomycetes; Peronosporales; Peronosporaceae
Exons: 1
Coding region: 457-642 (61 amino acids)
Source: RefSeq, a predicted model, not a curated record
GCAUGUUUCAACGGUCGGUUUUAAGGGUGCGAGGAUACAUCGCAGUAAAAUGUAAUGGAGAUGAUGACGCAGUACCAUAAACAUCCGAGACAAGACGCGUCGAUAGACACCCGCCAGAGAAAAGAAAAGGAACGGUGCUGCCGGGAUGCAGCAGAUUAGUGAUUGUGGAAAGACGCAAAGAAUCCUUGUCUGGUAUCUUGUUUGACAGAUAAAAGCGGUACGACUAUGUGUACUGUCCACCUUUUAUAUAAUAUGAACAGAUUUCAAGCUUUACCAGUAGAAGGAGCAGUUGAUGAGUAGUCGACUUUGCGAUUGGUUUAAAAUGCGAACCGCUAUAAUAUCAAUUUGGUGUGCUCAAAUCACAAAUUGUCAUACGCAACGUCAAAAUUGUGAAGCAAAUGGUUGGAUAUUUUAAUACAAAAGAAUACUGACUGGCUCUCAAGAAAUAAUACAAAAAUGCCGCUGCCAGUGAAAAAUUUUUACAAAGUUGUCGCAGGUGGGACUUCUGAGAAAGCAAAUGACAUUCACCAAUUCUUUUGCAAAAAUUGGUCAGUCCCAGGACAUAAACUUCAAAUUUGUUGCCCGUCUGAUUCUAAAAACAAUAUGUAUUGUAUUAUGCUGGAUACAAUUGCAAAAAUGUGACAGUUUAGUAUUGUUUUGAUGUGAAAACCCGCCUUACCUUCGUGCAAAC